This is a messenger RNA of Amoebophrya sp. A25, 510 nucleotides long. The record is from the annotation of a GenBank genome assembly. NCBI's taxonomy places the organism in Eukaryota, Dinophyceae, Syndiniales, Amoebophryaceae.
CUAACGCUCAAGGAUGAUAGAACGUAUAAGCUCGCGCAUAUAUUUUUUGAGCUUAGCGAUCGAAUAUUUUGGGUUCUGUCGUCUCUGGUCGUCGACCUCGGGGGCCUUCAGGGGUAGUUAGAAGCACCAAGAACAAAGAGCACCGCCUACAACGUUGGGAAAAGUAGUUUGCAAGAAAAUAUGCUCACAAAUAUGAUCUUGAGUUGGUCGACAGUUUUCGAGACAGUUGCAAAAAUGUUGACCAUCACAAGUUUGCCGUAAGUUUGAAAAAAACAAAGGACACAAAAAAGGAGCUACUCACAAAGCCUUUCGACUUUUUUUUCGAAUAGUUGUUGUAGUUUAUUUCGCACUUAACAAAAGAAGAACACUUGGCGUCGCCACUCUGUCGAGCUCGUUAGGGUGAAACAGUAGAACAGAGCGUGACAGCUUUCAACUUUUUUAGGUUAAAGAAUGAAACCAGUGCAAAUCUAUCUGAGUUUAAAGCUACCUAAACAGGUAGUCUUUUGCGCG